Lottia gigantea (owl limpet) is the source of this 183-nucleotide messenger RNA. RefSeq lists its product as hypothetical. Gene Ontology annotation, cellular component: nucleus; cytoplasm. The annotation marks the transcript as partial. Gene Ontology annotation, molecular function: protein tag activity; ubiquitin protein ligase binding. The record is from RefSeq and is a predicted model, not a curated record. Gene Ontology annotation, biological process: protein ubiquitination; modification-dependent protein catabolic process. Lineage: Eukaryota; Metazoa; Mollusca; Gastropoda; Lottiidae. The transcript has a single exon.
ACUGGGCAGAAGUUUGAAGUAUCAUGCGAUCUAGUUAUUACAGUUGGUUUCCUGAAAAACCUGAUUCAAGACAAGACUGGUAUUCCACCCAACAACCAGAAAUUGAAAUACCAAGACGAAACAUUGGCUGACCAUAGGAAAUUGUCAGACUACGGUAUUCAGCAUAUGUCCACGGUCAAAUUG